Messenger RNA from Leguminivora glycinivorella, 640 nucleotides. RefSeq lists its product as uncharacterized. The coding region runs from base 90 to 500 and encodes 136 amino acids. NCBI's taxonomy places the organism in Eukaryota, Metazoa, Arthropoda, Insecta, Lepidoptera, Tortricidae. The record is from RefSeq and is a predicted model, not a curated record. The transcript has 5 exons.
GGCAAUACCAUCUUGUUGUUUCCUUUAAUUUCGGAAUUUAGUCUUCGAUCAAGAACAGCCAAAUUUGGUCGACUGCUCUCUACGGCAUCAUGAGAAUAAUAUUUUGUGUUUUAAUCGUUGGUCUUCUGGUAGCACAUAUUUGUGCGAGGCCAGAGGACAAACCGAAAGAUGCAGCUGAUAAAGCCAAAGGCGCCGCAAAGGAUGGUAAAAAAGCUGCCGAUGACGCCAAAAAAGAUGCUAAAAAGGACGCUGACGAUGCUAAAAAAGAUGCCGCAGACGCUCUAAAAGAUGCAGAAAAGGCCGUCAAGAAACAUAAACCUACGCCUCCAGAUGACGACGACGACGAGGACGAGCCUACUACCACGCCUCGGCCACAUAGACAUCAUAGGCAUAAACACCAUGGCAUUGCCGAAGUUCCCAUUAAGAUUGCCAAGACAAUCGUCGAUGAAGCAUUUGAAAUAGCGGACGGUUUCGCCGACGCCAUUCCCUUUUUUGGGUGAACGAAAUAUCGAAGAAGUGUAACAUUGGACAAAAUACAUUAUCUCAUUGUAAAUGAUCCUAAGCAAAGUAUCAUAAUUAUGAUUUCAAUGUUACUUGAACAUUACAACAAUAACUGAAAUUAAAUACUACUUCAAAAAAA